Molecule: messenger RNA, 3013 nt
Organism: Equus quagga
Lineage: Eukaryota; Metazoa; Chordata; Mammalia; Perissodactyla; Equidae
Gene: CERCAM
Product: cerebral endothelial cell adhesion molecule
Exons: 13
Coding region: 492-2279 (595 amino acids)
Source: RefSeq, a predicted model, not a curated record
GCCGGGGAAGCCGGGAAGGGCGGUGGCCGGUGGCUCCUCCCCGCCGGGUGUACGGCUCCGGUCUCAGGGUCGGAGGGAUGGCCAGGGAAUCCUGAGGCAGGGCGGUCGGGCGCUCAGUGAAGCCGGAUCCCGGGGCCUGAACGCUCGGGGACUCGGAGUCGAGCGAUCUCUGACGCCCGGGCGGCUCGGAUGCCGUCACCCCAGACCCUCCCCUCUCCUCCUCUUCCCCCCUCCGGCGUGCAGCCGGGAGGGGGCCGCUCCUGGGUCACGCCUGGGGCGCGUGCCCCCGGCCCAGAAGAAGACACUUGAGAACCCGCGAAUAGGGGUGGGGCGUGGGAGCCCACUUUUUGGGGGUAUGCUCCCCCGACCCCGGCCGGCCUCGGCCCCGCCCCGGCCCAGGCCCCGCCCCGGCCCCGCCGCGCCGCCCACUCCCCUCGGCAGGGCCGGGAGCCCCGGGGGCCGCCGCCGCCGCCGCCGCCCGAGCGCCCGCCAUGCGCGCCGCCCUCGCCGCCCCGCUGCUACAGCUGCUGCUCCUGCUGGGGCCGCCGCUCGGGGCUGCGGGCCUCGCGGAGCCGCCGCUGCCCGCAGUGGUCCUUGCCAUCCUGGCCCGCAAUGCCGAGCACUCACUACCCCACUACCUGGGUGCGCUGGAGCGGCUGGACUACCCCCGGGCCAGGCUGGCCCUCUGGUGUGCCACAGACCACAACGUGGACAACACCACAGAGAUGCUGCAGGAGUGGCUGGCCGCUGUGGGCGAUGACUAUGCGACUGUAGUCUGGAGGCCCGAAGGGGAGUCCAGGUCCUACCCAGAUGAAGAGGGUCCCAAGCACUGGACCAAAGAAAGGCACCAGUUUCUGAUGGAGUUGAAGCAGGAAGCCCUGACUUUUGCCAGGAACUGGGAGGCUGACUAUAUCCUGUUUGCAGAUACAGACAACAUUCUGACCAACAAUCAGACACUGAGGCUUCUGAUCGAGAAGGGGCUGCCCGUGGUGGCCCCAAUGCUGGACUCCCAGACCUAUUACUCCAAUUUCUGGUGCGGGAUCACCCCCCAGGGCUACUACCGCCGCACAGCCGAGUACUUCCCCACCAAGAACCGCCAGCGCCGGGGCUGCUUCCGUGUCCCCAUGGUCCAUUCCACAUUCCUGAUAUCCCUGCGGGCUGAGGGGGCAGCCCAGCUCGCCUUCUACCCUCCUCACCCCAACUACACCUGGCCCUUCGAUGACAUCAUUGUCUUCGCCUACGCCUGUCAGGCAGCUGGGGUCUCGGUCCACGUGUGCAACCAGCACCGCUACGGGUACAUGAACGUGGCCGUGAAAUCCUACCAGGGGCUAGAGGACGAGAGGGUCAACUUCAUCCACCUGAUCUUGGAAGCACUAGUGGACGGGCCCCCCAUGUGGGCCUCGGCUCAUGUGUCCCGGCCCCCAAAGAGGCCCAGCAAGAUGGGGUUUGAUGAGGUCUUUGUCAUCAGCCUGGCCCGCCGGCCCGACCGCCGUGAGCGCAUGCUGAGCUCGCUCUGGGAGAUGGAGAUCUCCGGGCGGGUGGUGGAUGCUGUGGAUGGCCGGACACUCAACAGCAGUAUCUUGAGGAGCCUUGGCGUGGACCUGCUCCCUGGCUACCAGGACCCCUACUCAGGCCGCACGCUGACCAAGGGCGAGGUGGGCUGCUUCCUCAGCCACUACUCCAUCUGGGAGGAGGUGGUUGCCAGGGGCCUGGCCCAGGUCCUGGUGUUUGAGGACGACGUGCGCUUUGAGAGCAACUUCAGGGGGCGACUGGAGCAGCUGAUGGAGGAAGUGGAGGCAGAGAAACUCCCAUGGGACCUGAUCUACCUCGGCCGGAAGCAGGUGAACCCUGAGGAGGAGGCGGUUGUGGAGGGGCUGCCACACCUAGUGGUGGCCGGGUACUCCUACUGGACACUGGCAUACCUCCUGAGCCUGGCGGGUGCCCGCAAGCUGCUGGCCUCCCAGCCCCUACGCCGAAUGCUGCCCGUGGACGAGUUCCUGCCCAUCAUGUUUGACCAGCACCCCAACGAGCAGUAUAAGGCACACUUCUGGCCACGGGACCUGCGGGCCUUCUCAGCCCGGCCCCUGCUUGCCGCCCCCACCCACUAUGCGGGGGAUGCCGAGUGGCUCAGCGACACGGAGACAUCCUCACCCUGGGAUGAUGACAGCGGCCGCCUCAUCAGCUGGCGUGGCUCUCACAAGACCCUGCGUGACCCUCGCCUGGACCUGGCUGGCAGCAGUGGGCACAGCCUCCAUCCCCACCCCAGGGAUGAGCUCUAGCCUGUCUUCUUUCUCUCCUGCCCUCUGUCUGCUCCGUCUCUGUCUCUAUUUGUGUGUUUGGCUGUCCCUUCGUUUCUCUGUGCACCUCUAGCGCUUACUCUUUCUCUGCCCGCCUCUGUCUCUCUGACUUUCUCCGUGUCUGUUUCUGUCUCUGCCCCUCGCUCUCUGCCCCUAGUUCUUCUAUUCUCUCCUCUUGCGUCUCCUGUCUAGGUCUAGGUGGUGACUCCAGAGGAGUGCCCAGGAGCAGGCCGCAGCUGUCCAGGGGGCAGAGUUGGAGAUCGCUGGCAGAGGCUGCCACCAGCAGCCACAGACCCAGUAGAGACCUGGUUGCCACCUUAGGCAUGGCCACUCUGCCCUCUGGACCCAUCUUAUAUUGGGAGAAACCACUCAGAGAUGGGUCCCCUUCUCCAAAGGUCACGUGGUGAAAGGGCAGAGCUCACAGGCCCUCUUACCCUGCACUGCCUGACUCAGGGCCUGGGCGGAGGGGAGGAGGGGGCAGACAGGAGCCCUGCCCUCCCUGAGGACCCAGCUGCUGGGGCCCCUCUGCCCGCUUCUACCUCCACCUCAGCCCCCUCCCUGGCUUGACACCUGGGUCCCACCUUCCAGGGCCAACCUUCCUCCCUGGCCAGUGGGAAGUGCAGGGAGGUGGGAGGAGGACCCUUGCAGACCUGGUACCCAGCACACAGUAGGCCCUCAAUAAAAGCCGGCUGGUAUUUGCACUUUAUACUUUUUAA